AUGGCUGUUAUCGACCGUACCGCAUUCUACCUCUCCUUGGCGAACGCAGCGCUGUUCUUCCAUCAAAUGACUGAACGCAAAGGUUGUGAGUACGGUGACUUUGAAGAGUCCUCGAAGUAUCUCAGCCUGUGUCUCAAUGGGGUUGCUCAAAGGCUUGAAAGGGAAUCCCAUCAGAUCAGUGACGGUGUCAUAACUACAGUCUUGGGAUUUCUCUGUCACGAUUCCAAUGUCGGCAGAUGGGACCGAUACGGUGUCCAUAUGCAGGGUCUCAAUAACAUUAUCCAAGUUCGUGGCGGCUUUCACACCCUGAACAGUACCAUUGUCAUGUUCACCUGUUGGUUUGAUAUUCUUGGCGCCUCUGUUUUUGACCGCAAGCCGCUCUUCCCGGUUGCCUUUGGGUUGUCCUCUGCGAGCGCCCAAGACAACGUAUUGUCUCCAUCUGUGACGGAUCUCCUCAUGCGGAUUCGUGACUCCUCCGAGGGACUUUUCGACAUGGCGACCGCACUUGAGAAGACUGCACAUCUGACAAUGUUUGUGAAUAAUAAUGGAGGAAAUCCUCUGUUUUGGAAGGACGGCGCCACAGCAGCAAGCCGAAUCACACCUGUUCUCCAUUUACUUCUAUCAUUACGACGGUUCACUGAUCCGGCUUCAUCUGGCCAUACCCUGCCGAAGUUAGUGCUUCAGGAGAUGGUCAGACUCGCCUUGCUCAUCGUGGUGGCCAGCGUGAAACAGGCCUUUGCACUCACAGCUGAUGAGCUCGCCGGACUACUACAGCGAUUCUCGGCCUUCGUUCCCAUGGCAUCUCGUAUCGACACUUACUUUCCGGAACUCAGCUUUUGGGCUAUCAUCAUGGUCGCUACAUUGCAGCCAGACCAAUCUGAUCUACUGCAUGCGAGGGCUACUGUCAAUGUGAUGAGAGCCAUGGGAGUCAAAAGUGGCAAGGCCGCCAUUGAAAUUGCGCAAAGUUUCAUCUGGAUUGAUAAAUUGAUGGAGAUGAGUGUCGCAAAAGUCAUUUUCGAGAUUGAUGAUGCUUUGUGUUGCUCCGAAGCAGACCAGGAAGACUACCCAGGAUCUCAGCACACUUGCCGGUGA
Messenger RNA from Fonsecaea nubica, 1092 nucleotides. RefSeq lists its product as hypothetical. NCBI's taxonomy places the organism in Eukaryota, Fungi, Ascomycota, Eurotiomycetes, Chaetothyriales, Herpotrichiellaceae. The record is from RefSeq and is a predicted model, not a curated record. Bases 1 to 1092 code for a protein of 363 amino acids. The transcript is spliced from 3 exons.